Molecule: messenger RNA, 708 nt
Organism: Aspergillus luchuensis
Lineage: Eukaryota; Fungi; Ascomycota; Eurotiomycetes; Eurotiales; Aspergillaceae
Exons: 1
Coding region: 1-708 (235 amino acids)
Source: RefSeq, a predicted model, not a curated record
AUGCCUCUACCCCAGUGGCAAGGCCAAUGCAUGCCAGAUCCCUUCACCGACCCUGUUAUCCGACAUCGAGGUGCACGAUCAUCUUGCGAGGAUGUUCCCAUGCCCGAUUAUAUCUCUAGCUCUGGAAGUAGUCGCGCCAUCUCCAGCAUGACGGGCAUUAGCUACGAGCAUAGCAAACAUCCCAGCAUAGUAACCCCCGUCGACGAGGAGUCAUACCGGCAGCUGAUUGAAGCAUUGAGUCCGCCAAAGCCACUGGCCCUGUUCGGCAUUGCUGCACCCACCAAUAGCCCCUCUACUGCUUUACCCAUGGGAAAUAAGCUUUCUGCAGCUGCUGAAGCGCGUUCUGCACCUUACACCAAAGGCAGCAGCCGGACGUCGAUCUUGAAGGAGAUCUCAUUGCCUGGAACCAGAGAAGCGUCUGGGUCCAGCACUAAAUCCACCGCUGCUUCGGAAGCAACGGCUGAGGGAGCGGCAACUACCAAGAUUCAUGCUACCCCUAGCCCACGCGUCAAAAGCCGCAAGGAGGGCAUGUCCCAGACCAAGGAUAAUGAAUCUUUGGGGGGCUCGCCACUUAAAGUGAACGACAAAUCCCGCGAAACCCCCUCCAAGCUGGUGGUGCGUACCAGCGGAGGUGUGGAAACCCCAACUCGGUCCAGCCGCAAGUCAUCUACAGGUUCUGCCCGUGCAGAGGUCUCUCCCAUUUCCUAG